Messenger RNA from Cinclus cinclus, 7641 nucleotides. It is a transcript of the gene STAB2, whose product is annotated as stabilin 2. Gene Ontology annotation, molecular function: hyaluronic acid binding; calcium ion binding. The record is from RefSeq and is a predicted model, not a curated record. The coding region runs from base 1 to 7641 and encodes 2546 amino acids. Gene Ontology annotation, biological process: cell adhesion. The transcript has 69 exons. Lineage: Eukaryota; Metazoa; Chordata; Aves; Passeriformes; Cinclidae.
AUGGAAAGAAGUCCAGGUUUUUUCUUCUUUUUUGCUUUUUUGCUUGUAAUGAAACCAUGUUUGACAUCACAAGUCCAAGAUGAGGUGAAGAAGCAAUGUGAUCAAAAGCUUCUCAUUAGAAUGAAAACCAAAUGUGUACCUUGCUCUUUAAACCUUGACACACAGUGCCCUGCUGGUUACACCAAAAUUACCAAUGGGACUGGGACACCAGACUGCAGGUAUUACCUGGAAAUUAAAACCCACACACUUACUUUUCCGGGUUGUCAGCAUCGUUGUGUGAAGGAAUUUAAACAACCUGAGUGCUGCCAGGGCCACUGGGGACCAGACUGCAUGGCAUGUCCAGGAGGAGCUGCAUCACCAUGCAACAGGAGAGGACACUGCUCACAGGGCAUUACUGGGAAUGGAACAUGCACUUGUCAGAAAGGGUUUGGUGGGACAGCCUGUGAAAAAUGUGCUGAAGACAAUUUAUUUGGUCCAGACUGCACAUCAGUUUGUGACUGCGUUCAUGGGGUGUGCAACAGUGGAAUUACAGGGGAUGGAAGAUGCACCUGCUUGUCUGGAUACAAAGGGCUGCGCUGUGAUCAGCCCAUAGCUGAGUGCGAGGCGCUGCGGUGCCCUGCAAACUCCAGGUGUGCUGCCUCAGGUGAGGAUGGAAGACAGCUGCAAUGUACGUGUCUGCCCAACUUCCAUGGGGACAGUACACAAUGUGAACCUAUCAACCCAUGCUCCAGAAAGGUCUGUGAUCCUAACGCUGACUGUGUGUACCUGGGGCCAAAUCAGCACAAAUGCACCUGUCGAGAAGGGUACACAGGGGAUGGCCAAGUCUGCCUGCCCAUAGACCCUUGCCAGGCAGCACCUGGGAGCUGCCCUGCACAGUCCAGCAUUUGCAUCUAUGAUGGUCCAGGAAAGUCCCACUGUGAAUGCAAGGAGCAUUACACCAACUUUGUACCUGGGAAAGGCUGCAGCAUGAUGGACAACUGUGAAACAAACAACACCUGCCACAAAAAAGCCAAGUGCUCAACAGUUGCACCGGGACAGAUUGCGUGCACGUGCCAGGGGGGCUCUGUGGGGAAUGGGUUUGUGUGCUAUGGGAACAUCAUGGAGCGCCUCCAAGAGCUGAAUGCACAAGUGGGAGGACAGUGGCAGGGCAAGCUGACGUCCAGCCUCGCGCUCAUGGGAAAUACCUAUGAAUGGCAGCUGAGCACUCUUGGGCCAUUUACUGUGCUUGUACCAACAAACAAGGGACUCAAAGGUACAAAUAUAAAGGAUCUUCUGAAAAAUAAACAGAAAGCCCAGUACUUUGUUAAACUCCAUAUUAUAGCAGGUCAACUGAACACCAGUAGCUUGAAUGAUGCUAAUGCAAUAUAUACUUUGACUGGCAAGUCAGGAGAGAUAUCAAGGGGAGAAAAGGAUAACCAAUUAAGGAUUCGAAUCCAAGGAGGAAGAGGGAAAGGAAAAAUUUUGCAGGGAGAUAUUAUUGCUUCCAAUGGAAUUUUGCAUAUUAUUGACAAAGCCAUGGACAGCGUGGAGCCAACAUUUGAGAGCAGCAAAGAGAAAACCAUAAUGUCAGUACUUCAAGCUAAUGGAAGAUACAGCCAAUUUACAUCUCUGAUAGAGAAAACUGGCCUAGGAACGGAUUUACAGCAGGACAACCAGCCUUACACAAUUUUUGUUCCAAGUAACAAGGCUCUGAGUAACAUGAAAGCUGAAGUUCUGGAUUACCUGCUUUCUGAAGAGGGUUCCUGGAAGCUGCUGGAGCUGGUGAGAUACCACAUUGUCUCCAACACCGAGCUAGAGGUUGCCAGCCUUGUCUCAAUAGAGCACAUCAGGACCAUGGCAAAGCAGUUCAUUCACUUUAACAGGACCAGCACUGGACAAGUCUUGGUGAGUGGAGAAAAAAUGGAAGAAACAGAUAUUGCUGCAAAAAACGGUCGUAUUUAUACCCUUGAGGGUGUUCUCAUCCCACCCACGAUUGUUCCAAUCCUACCACACCAGUGUGAUGACACAAGUCAGGUCACAAAGGGUGUGUGUGCAGGUCGUUUACAGCAUGCACUGUCUCCCUGUCCCCUGGAUGCACAGCCCAUCCCUAUCUCAAAACAGAGGUGCAUUACUGAACAGCCAAUCUUUCAAAAAAUUGGCUGUGCUACAGCCUGCAAUACAACAGUGCAGGAGUCAAAGUGUUGCAAAGGCUUCUUUGGCCCUGACUGCAGACCAUGCCCAGGAGGUUUCUCCAAACCCUGCUCUGGAAAAGGGCAGUGUAUGGAUGGCCUGGAUGGAAACGGGACUUGUGUUUGCUCUGAGGCAUUUCAAGGCUUGAACUGCCAGUUCUGCUCAGACCCUGGCAAAUAUGGACCUCAGUGUGACAAAGAGUGCCUCUGCAUUUAUGGGCAGUGUGAUAACCGAAUAGACAGUGAUGGGACCUGUCUUCCUGGAUCCUGCAGAACUGGAUACACAGGGAAACUCUGUGAGAAGCAGAUUGUUCCCUGUGAGCCCUCCCUACAGCUCUGCCAUGAGCAUGCAGACUGCCAGCUUAGCGAUGGCACAGUGAGCUGUGUUUGCCAACCUGGCUAUGAGGGAGAUGGCCUGAGCUGCAGCAAAGUUGAUCCUUGUGCUGUUUUAAGCCCUGGUGGCUGCAAUAUCAAUGCUGAGUGUGUUCAGACAGGCCCAGGGGAGCACAGGUGUGUUUGCCAGGCAGGAUGGACAGGUGAUGGAAGGGACUGCUCAGCCAUCAACAACUGCCUGCUGCCCUCCACAGCACAGUGCCACGAGAACGCCACCUGCAUAUACAUUGGGCCAGGUCAGAAUAACUGUAAGUGUAAGGAUGGAUUUCAGGGGAAUGGAAUUGAAUGCACACCCAUAAACUCGUGCCUGGAACAAGAAGGAAAAUGCCAUCAUCUGGCAACUUGUCAGUUUGAGUCUUCUCGUGGCUGGGAGUGCGUGUGCCCGGUGGGCUACGAGGGGGACGGUCGGAAAUGCCACGGAAAUGCUGCAGAUGAGAUAUCCACUCUGUCAGAAGCAGCUGCUUUUAACCAAUGGGUUAAUGAGGCCAAGAUAAACUCAGUGCUGUCCACCACCCCGAACCUUACUGUCCUUGUGCCUUCUCUGCAAGCAAUUGAAAACAUGGAUGAAGAUGAGAAAGCCUUUUGGAUGUCAGAAAGUAACAUUCCAACUCUCCUUAAGUAUCACAUACUGACAGGAGCUUACAGCCUUGCUGAUUUCCAGAAUUUAUCAUCUUCUGACAUACUGCCAACAUCACUACAGAGCAAAUUCCUACACUUGUCUAAAGAAAAUGGGAACCUGACCCUCGAGGGUGCUCGCUUUGUGGCCAGUGACAUCGCAUCCACAAAUGGGGUCAUUCAUGUUAUUGAUAAGGUCCUGACCCCGCUCCGAAGCGCUGCCAUGCCGAGGCUGCUGGACCGCCUGGAGCAAAUGCCAGACUACUCCAUUUUCAGGGGCUACAUUAUCCAAUACAACCUGGCCAAUGAAAUAGAAGCAGCAAACACAUACACAGUCUUUGCCCCAAGUAAUGAUGCCAUAGAAAAUUACCUAAAGGAUAAGCAACCUGCUACUCUGGACGAAGGCCAAAUCCGCUACCACAUUGUGCUGGAUGAGAAGCUCCUGAAGAACAACCUGCACAAUGGCAUGCACAGGGAGACCAUGCUAGGGUUCUCCUACCAGGUUGGGUUCUUCCUCCACAACAGCCAGGUAUACAUAAACAAUGCUCCUAUAGGCUAUGCAAACGUUGCCACAGACAAAGGAAUUAUUCAUGGACUGGAAAAGGUCCUGGAAAUCCAGAAGAACAGAUGUGAUAUCAAUAAUACUGUGAUCAUUGAGAAGUGUGGAAUUUGCUCACGACCAUCAAGUUGUCCCCCAGGAACAAAAGAAAUAGCAGGGGAGAAGAAAUACUGUGUCCUCACAGAAAACCACAUGAGACAGUACACCAUCCAGAUCGGGUGCCAGCCCAAGUGUGCUAAAACCAUCGUUACCAGGGAGUGCUGCGCGGGUUUCUUCGGGCAGCAGUGCCAGCCCUGCCCGGGGAAGGCCGGGAACACCUGCUCCGGGAAUGGCGUGUGCCUGGAUGGCAUCAACGGGACCGGCUCCUGCCAGUGCCAGGAGGGCUUUGUGGGCACAGCCUGCGAGAGCUGCAGCGAGGGCAAGUACGGCCGCGCCUGUGACCAAGUAUGCACUUGUGUCCAUGGGAAAUGCAGCAGCGGAAUCGAUGGGGAUGGUUCCUGUGAAUGUGACAUUGGCUGGAGAGGAGUGAUGUGUGAGACUGAAAUCAAAGAUGAUGCAUGUAAUGCCUCAUGCCACACCAGUGCCAACUGCCUUCUCCUAUCAAAUGGCACUGCCUAUUGCAAGUGUGCAGCUGGGUUUGAGGGGAACGGGACAUUCUGCACAGCUAUUGAUGCCUGCAAGAGCAGCAACGGGGGCUGCUCUGCCAAGGCAGAGUGCAGGAGAACAGCCCCGGGAAGCAGAGCGUGCGUGUGCAGCGCCGGCUACACCGGAGAUGGGAUCAUCUGCAUCGAAAUCAACCCUUGUCUGGUGAACAAUGGUGGAUGUGACAGAAAUGCAGAAUGCACGCAGACUGGACCCAAUCAAGCAGUAUGUAAUUGCCUGAAGGGAUAUUCUGGAGAUGGCAAAACCUGCACAUAUAUCAGUCUGUGUUCACAAAAUAAUGGAGGCUGCAGUGAAUUUGCCAUCUGUAAUGACACCGAGCUGACAGAAAGGACCUGCACCUGCAAAAUUAACUACACUGGGGAUGGAUUCCAGUGCCGAGGCAACAUCUUCCAGGAACUUUUCAGGAACUCCAACACAUCUAGGUUUUACUUCCACUUACAGGCCUUGUCUAUCAGAGAUAUCACAGGCCCCGGCCCUUUCACCCUGUUUGUCCCUCACACAGACGUACUCAACAGUGACCCACGGGUCAAGGACUGGAUUGCCAAAGGAGUGAUGGCUCAAGUGCUACGGUACCAUAUGGUGGGUUGUGCCAAUCUGUUGUACAAGGACCUGACAGCAAUCACCAACAUCACCUCUCUCCAGGGUGACCUCAUACACAUCAGCUACUCCCAGAACUCAUUGGUUUUGAACAACAAAGCUGAAAUUACACUCAGUGAUGCUGUCGGCACAAAUGGUGUGAUCCAUGUCAUAAACCAAAUUCUGGUCCCUUCACAUAUGCAAGAUUUCCCCCUCAAGAAGGAAAGUCUUAAAAUGGUUGCAGCCAGGCAUGGGUACAUUCUGUUCAGCACUUUGCUAGAGAAGAACAAUCUGCUUGGGCUGAUCAGCGAUCCCAUUCACAAACCCGUCACACUCUUCUGGCCCACGGACACAGCCAUCCGUGGGCUGCCACAGGAGCAGCAGGACUUCCUCUUCAAGAAGGCCAACACUGACAAACUGGUGCAGUACCUCAAAUUCCACAUUGUUCGCGAUGCUGCGGUGUUGGCCUAUGAGCUCCCCAGCUCCAGCCCACUGAAGACCCUGCAGGGUUCCAACCUCAGUGUGAGCUGUGGGGAUAAUGGGGAGAUCGGCGCCCUGUUCCUGAACGAGGGGCAGUGCAAGGUGGUGCAGCGACAGCUGGAGUUUGACGGGGGCAUCGCCUACGGGAUCAAUUGCCUGCUGACAGAGCCCAGCCUGGGGGGACGCUGCGACAGCUUCCUCACCAUGGACUUCAUGGGGCAUUGUGCUAGCUGUUUCCGUAACUCUAAAUGCCCUCCAGGGACAAAACCAAAGGAAGGAAUCCAGUGGUGCACCUACGAGUCCUAUGGGCUGCGGAGGGAUGGCUGCCGUAGGAACUGCUCCAUGGUCAUCCACAUAGCCAAGUGCUGCAAGGGCUACUUCGGGCCAGACUGCCAAGCUUGCCCAGGGGGCCCAGAGACACCGUGCCAUGGCCAUGGCUCCUGUGACGAUGGGUACACGGGGACAGGAGAGUGCCACUGCCAGGGUGGCUUCAGCGGGACGGCGUGUGAGCUGUGCCAGCCAGGCAGAUACGGCUUCAGCUGCAGGCCUUGUGAAUGCAAGAACAACGGGCAGUGUGAUGAAGGACACUCAGGGACAGGACGAUGUUUCUGUGAAACAGGAUGGACUGGCCGGCUGUGUGAAACCAAGCUAGCUCUGCCACCAGCGUGCUCCCCAAGCUGCUCAGCCAAUGCCAUCUGCACGGAGAACAACACGUGCCAGUGCAAGCCCCUGUACAACGGGGAUGGGAUCACAUGCACAGCUGCAGAACUUUGCAAACAAAACAAUGGUGGGUGCCACCAAGCAGCCGUAUGCACACAGCACGGGGUGAAAGUCUUCUGCAGCUGCCAGAAGGGAUACAAGGGAGAUGGGUUUACCUGCCUUCCAAUAAACCCUUGUGCUGAUGGUUUCAACGGGGGCUGCCACGAGCAUGCCAUCUGCACUGUCGUAGGACCUGGCAGACGUAAGUGUGAGUGUAAGAACAACUAUAUUGGGGAUGGGCUGAACUGCUCUGUGAUGCAGCUGCCCCUGGACCGCUGCCUGCAGGACAACGGGCAGUGCCACCCCGACGCCGACUGCUCCGACCUGCACUUCCAAGACACCACGGUCGGGGUGUUCCACCUGCGGUCCCCCCUGGGGCAGUACAGAUUGACUUACGAGCUGGCCAGGGAGGCCUGUGCCAAUGAGUCGGCCACCGUGGCUACCUACAGCCAGCUGCUGUAUGCACAGAAGGCAAGGUACCACCUGUGCUCUGCUGGCUGGCUGGAUGGUGAAAGGGUGGGCUACCCCACUGCCUUCUCCUCCCCAAACUGUGGCUCCGGAUACAUCGGCAUCGUGGACUAUGGGAGAAGAGUCAAUCUGAGUGAAACCUGGGAUGUUUUCUGCUACAGGGAGAAAGAGGUGAAGUGCACCUGCAAGCCAGGCUACGUGGGGGAUGGCAUCUCCUGUAGUGGGAACUUGCUGCAAGUGCUGAUGUCCUUCCCAACACUGGCAAACUUCCUCUCGGACAUCAUGGUUUACUCCAACACCUCGAGGAAGGGGAGAGAGUUCCUGCAGUACCUCACAGACCUGUCAGUUCACGCCACCCUCUUUGCUCCAAACGAUAGUGGGUUAAAAGAAAAUGAGACACUUUCUGGGAGAGACAUCGAGUAUCAUUUAUCUAAUGCCAAUAUACUAUUUUAUGAGGACUUGACCAAUGGAACCACCCUUCUAACUCGUCUAGGGAAAAAGCUCCUCAUUACAAACAGUGGGGGGCAGGAACAUCAAGUCCCUACUGCUGACCAGAGCGAGAUCCGAUACGUGGACAGAAGUGCUAUUGUUGAGUGGGAUAUAAUUGCUUCCAACGGGAUAAUCCACAUCAUUUCAGAGCCUCUAAGGGCUCCAUCAGAACCUGCCCCUCUCCAUGCCAGUACUGGGACAGGAAUAUUCUUUGGCAUCUGUCUAGUUACUGGAAUUGUGGCUCUUAUUGGAUAUUCUUAUCUCAGGUUCAGAAAGAAAAACAUAGGCUUCCAGCACUUCAAGUCAAAAGAUGACAUUGACACAUCGCUGGACAAGUCACAGCCUUCAAAUAUCACCAACCCCUCAUAUGAAAGCUCUUCAACACUGACUUCAUCAGAACCUAUUUACGAUCUUUUCUCAGAUUCAGAUGACCAACAGCUUGUGAUGAGUGGUCCUUACAAUCAGAAUUAA